Messenger RNA from Strongylus vulgaris, 791 nucleotides. Lineage: Eukaryota; Metazoa; Nematoda; Chromadorea; Rhabditida; Strongylidae. The record is from the annotation of a GenBank genome assembly.
UUGGACCACGGUGCCCAUUCAUAUUCCACAAACUCGAUAGGAAAAACAGCUAGUGAAUUGGCUGCUUUUGUGGGUAAGGUGUUGAGAAAUUCUCUACCGCUUGUCCCCAUAAAAUUGUUAUAUUUAGGGCAACAUGAGUGCGUUUCCAUCAUAAAUAAUCAUGUAACCAUAGACGAAAUUGAACGGCUCCUUUGCCCAAAAGUUGGAUCAGAAACCACUGAAGUGUAUCCUGAGCAUCUUAUCGUGUUCAUCCACAAGCUCUGCAGUUGGCAUCAGGUUAGCUUCGUCUGUAUCAGCCGUUAUCCUAUAAUCCAUCCAGUGGCAAUAGCAAUGGAAUUGAGCGAUUAUGCGGAUUCUGUUAAGUAUCAGAAAAAGAUAUUGUAUGUUGUUGAUCGAGUCUUUGAGAGACAGCUCAGAUGUAAGGAAGGCAAUGAGGUUAUGUCGAUCAAACUUUGGAUCAUACUUUUCAUUCUCCGAGACAUCUACAAAUACAUAACGGAACUCAUAGCAAACGGCAGAACAGCCCAUGACUCCUGUAUCAUCUAUGCAAAACACCUGCUUACCUGGGAGCCUGGAGAGCAAGUGAGGAAAAACUUGGAACUUCUUCUCCGAAAUGCCUUGAAAGCGUUUCCAUAUCAUCAUUCGCUCUUAUAUGAAACACUAGUAAAGAUCUGUGGCUCUUUCUUUAUUUUAGAAAUGUUUUUGGAGAAAAUUAACCACAUUACGGGUGAACGAGAGUGGGAAGUGGCUGAAGAAAAUCAUGACUUGGCGCAGGAAAUCGCAGCGUAAAU